This is a messenger RNA of Oncorhynchus keta (chum salmon), 6581 nucleotides long. Its product is annotated as syntaxin-binding protein 5-like. The coding region runs from base 359 to 3925 and encodes 1188 amino acids. Gene Ontology annotation, cellular component: plasma membrane; cytoplasm; SNARE complex. The record is from RefSeq and is a predicted model, not a curated record. The transcript is spliced from 29 exons. Gene Ontology annotation, molecular function: GTPase activator activity; myosin II binding; syntaxin binding. Gene Ontology annotation, biological process: regulation of exocytosis; regulation of protein secretion. NCBI's taxonomy places the organism in Eukaryota, Metazoa, Chordata, Actinopteri, Salmoniformes, Salmonidae.
GCAGACUCGUCUCUGUGUUUCCGUGUUAGCUAGGCUGGCUAACAGUAGCCUAGCUAGCUGGCAGCCGUCAGCGGAGCUUUUACAAUCGACUCCGACUGGAUACAUGCAAUAUCGAUGGAUACAAAUAGAUUUUCGACAAUAAUUCAUUAGUGUGCAUAUGCUUGAACUGUGUACACGUUAAUUGUACUGUCGAGAGUGCAGUGACAACACAAUCCGUAACAUGCGAGCAAGAUUAAGAAAAAGAUAUUAGCCAAAUUUGCGUCUUUAACUAACAUCUAGCUAGGAAGUGCACUAUCCAAUUUAUGGUGGCUUUGUUGAUCCAUUUAGUGUGUUUCGUCCUCGUCUGUAUUGAGGGAAAAUGAAGAAGUUCAAUAUUAGAAAAGUGCUGGACGGCUUGGCUGCUUCUUCAUUUUCCUCUGCAUCUCCACAACCGGGAACUAGUCAAAACGAUGUGAUCCAAGAGACACUACAGUCGGAGCAUUUUCAGCUCUGCAAGACUGUGCGCCAUGGCUUCCCUUACCAACCCUCCUCCAUGGCCUUUGACCCUGUGCAGAAGAUUCUGGCUGUCGGGACUCAGAGCGGAGCUGUGAGACUUUUUGGCCGUGCGGGUGUGGAGUGUUACUGUCAACAUGAGAGUGGUGCAGCUGUCAUUCAGCUCCAGUUCCUGGUCAACGAGGGGGCGCUAGUCAGUGCCUUAGCUGAUGACAGCGUUCAUCUGUGGAACCUGAGGCAGAAGCAGCCAGCUAUCCUACACACUCUCAAAUUCAACAGGGAGAGGAUCACCUUUUGUCACCUGCCCUUCCAGAGUAAAUGGCUGUACAUUGGCACAGAGAAAGGAAACAUCCACAUCGUCAACGUUGAGUCCUUCACACUCUCAGGCUACGUUAUCAUGUGGAACAAAGCCAUCGAACUGUCCUCCAAGUCACACCCUGGGCCUGUGGUCCACAUCAGCGAUAACCCUAUGGACGAGGGAAAGAUUUUGAUUGGAUUUGAAUGUGGGACUGUUGUGUUGUGGGACCUGAAAUGCAAAAAAGCUGACUACCGCUACAGUUAUGAUGAGGCUAUCCACUCGGUAGCCUGGCACCACGAGGGCAAACAGUUCACCUGCAGCCACUCAGAUGGAACUCUGACUACAUGGAACGUACGCGUCCCUGCCAAGCCUACAAUCACCAUCACACCACACGGUAAGCAGCCCAAGGAUGGAAAGAAGCCAGAACCGUGUAAACCUAUCCUUAAAGUGGAGUUCAAAACGACAAGAGCUGGGGACGCCUUUGUGGUCAUGUCUGGAGGCCUGUCCUAUGACACAGGGUGCAGGAGAGCCUGUCUGACGGUGAUGCAUGGGAAGAGUACUGCCCUCCUGGAGAUGAACUAUCCCAUCGUAGACUUCCUCACGCUCUGCGAAACACCAUAUCCAAAUGAUUUCCAGGAUCCUUAUGCCGUAGUUGUCCUUUUGGAAAAGGAUUUAGUUGUCAUCGACCUUAGACAAAUUGGAUACCCAAUAUUUGAGAACCCGUACUCUUUGUCGAUCCACAAGUCUCCAGUGACGUGUGUAGAAUAUUUUGCUGACUGCCCUCCUGAAGUCAUACCUGCACUUUACUCUGUUGGCUCCUGGCAAAAGAGACCGGGUUACAGUAAGAAGGAAUGGCCCAUAAGUGGUGGUAACUGGGGCCAAGGCACACUAAGCUACCCUGAGAUCAUCGUCACUGGACAUGCUGAUGGCUCAAUCAAGUUUUGGGAUGCUUCUGCAAUAAUGCUCCAAGUACUGUACAAGCUGAAGACUGCCAAGGUGUUUGAGAAGGCUCUAAAGGAUGGUAAGGAGGAGAAGCCGAGCACGGAGAUAGUGGACGAGGAUCCCUACGCCAUCCAGACCUUGUCGUGGUGCCCAGAGAGCAGGAUGCUGUGUGUGGCUGGAGUCUCUGCCCACGUCAUCAUCUAUAGGUUCAGCAAACAGGAAAUAACCACUGAGGUGGUGCAGCUGUUGGAGGUGCGUAUGCAGUGUGAGCUGGAUGAUGUGGAUUCUCCAGACACCGCAGGAGAGCAUCCUCUCACCCCAUCUACCCCAGUGCACUCCUCCUGCCCAAACCAGGAGGGAGACCCCCCUGAGACCCAGCCCUCCACAACUGAUGAUGGGCCCCGGGAUAAUGUACCAUGCCUCAAGGUCCGGAGCUCCCCUCUGAAGCAGUCUCCUGGUUACCAGGUGGAGCUGGUCAUUCAGCUGGUCUGGGUUAGUGGGGAGCCGCCUCAGCAGAUCACCAGCCUGGCUGUCAACUCCUCAUACGGACUUGUGGUGUUUGGCAACAGCAAUGGUCUGGCUGUAGUGGACUACCUUCAGAAGACCCUCGUCCUGAACAUGGGCACGUCAGAGCUGUACAGUCCCUCAGACCCCUACCAGAGACAGCCUCGGUCGCCUCGCAAGAAACCACAGCCGUCUGGAGCUCUCAGUGAUAACAACAAUGGAAACAACGCUUUAGAAGAGAAAAGCAACAAAUCACCAACGUCAGUAGGCUCUACGUCACCCACCAAUUCAGACGAUGAACACAAACAGGAAAGGUUCAUACAGAAGGUGAAGUCCAAAAGCAGACGGUUUUCCAAGAUGGUUGCCAAUGACUUUGCCAAGAUGUCAAGGAAAAUAUGCUCGCCUACAGAGCAAAAGACAGACCUGGAGAAGAGGGUGCGACGCCAGCGCUCUCUCCCAUAUAAGAAGCGCUUUUGUUGUGUGAAGGAGGGCAAGGAGCCCAGGAAGUCUCUCUCCCAACAAAGGACUCUCUCAGUCCCUUACCUCAAUUCCAAGGACAGUUUGUUCAGCUGCUCGAGGAGCUCCAGUGUGACCAGUAUAGAGCUGGAGUCCCGCGAGGCCAUCUCCUCCUUCCACUUCAGUGAGAGUUUCCCCAGGAAGACAGACAGCAGUGGCAGUCCCAGCCUGUGGGUGGGCACUACCCAGGGCACUGUUCUGGUUCUGGCCCUAAGCCUGCCACCCACAGGGGACCUGAGGCUUCAGCAACCUGUCAGAGUAUCAUCUUGUGGUACUCUGGUCAGACUUAAAGGAGGUAUCCUGACCAUGGCUUUCCUUGACUCCCUUGGGGCGGUCCUCCCCCCUUCCUACGAGCCGUGGUCGGAGCCCAACCCUCAGGACGAGGAGGAGAAGGAGAAGGCGAGGCGGCGCAGGCUGGCCUCUCCACCCCCCACCCAGGAGGGUCGGGACAGCCAGUAUGCGGUGGUGUGUUCAGAGAAACAGGCCAAAGUGGUGGGCCUACCCUCCCAGUCCUGCUUCUUCAAACACAACAUCACAGAGAGCUCCUUUGUGCUGAGAGCUGACGUGGUGCAGAUGGCUGCUGGACUCUGCCUCACCUGCUUCUGUGCUAAUGGACACAUCAUGGCUCUGAGUCUACCCAGUCUCAGACCACUCCUGGAUGUGAACUACCUUCCCCUGACAGACAUGAGGAUAGCCCGGACCUUCUGCUUCUCCAACCUGGGCCAGGCCAUGUACCUCACCUCCCCCACCGAGAUACAGAGAAUCACAUACAGCCAGGAGACCUGCGACAAUCUACAGGAAAUGAUGGGAGAGUUGUUUACACCGAUAGAGACACCUGAGGCUCCUAACAGAGGUUUCUUCAAGGGCCUGUUUGGGGGAGGGGCUCAGUCCCUGGAUAGAGAAGACCUGUUUGGUGAGACGGCAGCGGGAAAGGCGUCUCGUAGCCUGGCGCAGCACAUUCCUGGGCCCCAGGGCAUGGAGGGCAUGAAGGGGGCAGCCUCGGGAGUGGUGGGAGACCUGGCCCGUGCCCGGAUAGCCCUGGACGAGAGGGGGCAGAAACUGGGCGAGCUGGAGGACAGAACCGCAGCUAUGAUGGCCAGCGCUGACUCCUUCUCUAAACACGCUCAUGAUAUGAUGCUGAAGUACAAAGAUAAGAAGUGGUAUCAGCUUUGAUUGCAGCGAGAGGAGACAGUGGGCCUCAGUUCUCUGCUCACACCUCUUCAUCUACAGGAGAUGCAGCUCCUCCUCUUCUUCAUCUCUCUGCAGGAGGAAGUGUUAUCUAACAGACUGAUGCCUUCCUCCUAGCAGCACAAUAAAACACUCUGCAUUACCUCAGUCACCUGGUUACCAAUGAAGAGGAGUAGACUAACAGACAGACAGACUUAGAAGGAACAGAGGAGGAAAGUUAUUCUGGAUGUUUCUAUGUCAUCUGAAAGAGAUUAUGUUCAUUUCCUUAACACACCACAGGGGAGCCUAAAUGUAUGGGUGCUGCUCCUGGGUUUUAUCAGUCAUGUUCUCAGCUGCUUUGUUGUCCACGAGGUAAGACAAUUCUACUCAAAAUGAGCACUGUUAGUAGGUUGCCUGUGAUUACCUGUGCAGUGUCCAGGUGAGGUGAUGCCUGCUCUUCAGUGUCAACCAAUCGCAAUGGACCUCUAAGGGGAGUCCCCUGUGUGUGGAGGAAGCUCCAUGGAAACCACAGUCAGUGGCACCAGCGCUCUGCUCUUGAAGUCUCAAUAUCUAUAGCAAUGUUGAUGAAAGGAUGAAUCAGUGAUUGAUUCACCCCCUCUGUGUUUCGUCUCAAGUCAUUCCUUUUUUUCCUAAUGAUUUGUCGUCUUUCAUGUGAGUCAUUAUUUGAGACAGUUUGUUUUUCAGGAGUCCAUCCACUCACUUAAUUAACCAUGAGUUUAUUGAUAGGUCCUUAUCACACCAUCAAUAUUAACCUAUAUUUUCUCCUACUUAUAGUAGGCCUGGUUAUACUUAUUAUCAGGGUUUGUUUUCCUAUCAGAUUUGUUUUGAAGCAGGAAGUCAUACUAUACAGUUCCCAUGUUUGUUUACUGAAAGGUAAAAGUUGAACUGGUUAUGGAGAGUGAGUUAUCAGCUGUUGCGUGUGCCGAGUGAAAAUAUUACAGGCUCUUACUGAACCCACUAGACAAAAUGAAGUCUACAUUAAUAUGACCAAAACGUGAAGGAUUAGUAUGUUGAAAACACUUUGCAGUUAUAUCGUACUAAAGAGGUAUGGCCUUAGAAUGACGUCAGUGCCAGCUUUGUAUUUUUGCUCUGGGUUCUUGAUUGGCUGAGAGAUAAGAGUUGAGAGUUAUGUACAACCGAAUAGGGUGAAGUUGCCCCCUAGAUGCUGAUCUUAGAUCUGUUUAGCGUUUUCCUCACUAAUGGUUAGGGGAUAGGAUUGUGGGAGGGGAUUCUAGCUAAUCCUAAAUCUGUACCUAGGGGAUACCGAAAGGCCUACAACUCUUCCUCAACAUACUACACAAUGUGGUAAUAUUGCGGUACUGCAUACAGGUUGGAGUCUUCUCGCAACCCUUUGCGAUACUGAUUCUAAUCGGACAAUUUGAUUCAUACCACUCAUGGCUUAUUCAUUUUAAAUCGUUUUUAAUGUUUAGAAAAGAAAGCAUGUCUGUUCCAUCACAAGGAUACAGAUAUAAGCUAGCUGUCUUUGCAUUCGUAGCGUCAGUAGAAGAUGUGACCAGGUGUCACUUGAUGUGCGGUAAAACAUUCUUUGGUCAUUAUUCUCUGAAUCGACCGCUAUUUUACAGACAACUCUCUUCCGCCUCUGUUUAUCAUGACGCGUAUAUGCUAACCUCUACCUAUGUAUGUGUAUAUCUGUGUGUUUGUGAACGUACAUAUAUUCAGAUAUAUGUAUGGGCACAUUUAUACUUACAGUAUAUAUUUUUCCCUAAUGGUGUUUUUCAGCGUGAUUUUCUUUUUAGCCCCGUGCAAGGAGAUGCUGCCAUUUGAGUUGAAGUAGACGCGUUUAUUUUAUGUUCUUGAUUCCAAAUAAGAGACUACAGAUUGUUUUCACCCCCGCCAAAAGCUGUAAAUAAAUGAGUAGUGUGACAAGACAACUGGAGACAAAUCUGAUAGUGUUGGUUCCUUUGAAAAUGACAGGGUCUGUCCCAAAUGGCACCAUAUUCAAAAGUAGUGCACCACAUAGGGAAAAGGGUUGCCAUUUGGGACUCAGAGAGACAGGUCAGCAGCCAUUUUAUUUUCUGACACCAAAGAGUUGAAUUAUACACUGUUGUCUUGUCUGUCCAAACUCCCAACAGUCUGGAUGUGAUAACUAUAGACCAUACUGUUUGGAACAUGGUGGAACAGCUUCUCCAUGCUUGUCACUCCCUGACCUUGUAACUUGCCACAUUACAUCAUGUACCUGUGUGCAGAAGACCCAGAAAAAGUAGAUUUUCUUUUGACCGGGUGUGUUAUUUCUCGUACUACUGAGCUAUAUAUAUUGUAAAGAGCUGUCGUGUGGUUUUGCACUGUUUCGCACCUUGAACCACUUGUUUUGUUUGUAUUUUUUCUUGUUCAUUUCUCUGAGGGACCAAAAUAUGGGAACGUUAACUGUCAUUUCCCAGUAAUAUACAGACUUGCUUCACUUUUGGAUUUGUUUUCAUUGCCAGUUAAUGAUGUUCUAAUAGAUUUAUAUAUUUGAAAAAUAUUAUUUUAAUUUCAAUAUAUUCCAUAUGAAUACUUUUCAUAUAAUUUAAGAAGAAUAGAAUGGUGCAUUUUAAGACUACACAUUUUUCUCCAAAACAAUGGUUGUAUAUAUUGCCCAAUAUUCAAACAUGAAAAUAAACAUUUCUGGUGAUCUAUUAAA